UCAGUGGGCAAAACAGAGAGGAAUUCAGACGCAUAUUCCAUGCUCGCGAGGCUCUUUUUGCGUGGUUUGUCGUUGACAGUUCACAAAGAGAAUAAAAUACCGCAAUUUGUUGUUAUUUUGAUAUUGUAAAUAAUAAGUGAUACGGAAUUCGGAAGGUGUGGAAGUCAAGGCGAGAUCGGUGGCUCGGAAAGGGCGGGUGUCACCUGCGCCACAUUGUGCAAUCCAUUCACCAAAUUGAAUUUUUGGAGAUUUCUGAGAGGUUAAAAUCGAGAUCGAGGGCAGGUGGAGGGCUUUCAUCAUGUUUGGCAAUACUGGUAACACCUCGUUCGGAGGCUUCAGCUCGGCCACGCAGAGCAGCCCCUUCGGUCAAUCGAGUUUCGGUAAGCCGAUAUCCACGACCACGGGGUUCGGUACAACCUCGACGCCAGUGUUCGGGGCCAACAACACCUCCUCCCUGUUCAGUGCGAAGCCAGCGGGGGCCACCACAGGUGGUCUCUUCGGGAACACAGCGGCAGCCCCAGCCUUCGGCCAGCCAGCCACCACCCAGUCGUCCUUCGGGGGCUUCGGCACCAGCACCGCCAACACCAGCCUCUUCGGAACCCAGCAGAAUGCCAACACCAGUAUCUUCGGAACUGGCGGGACAACCUCAGCCUUCGGCCAGACGCAGAAGCCCGCGGGCUUUGGAUUUGGCGCCAGCACAGGAACUUCUCUCUUCGGACAGACGCAACAGCCUGUUCAACAGACAACUCCUUUUGGCCAGAUGAAUAAUACAGCUAACACCAGUCUUUUUGGAAAUCCAGGGGGGUUCAGAGCUGGGACAACUAGCACUGGCAUCACUGGAACUGGAAUGGUGAAAUUCAGCCUGGUCACAGGAACCGACACAAUGGUGAAGAACGGUGCAACGCAGAACAUCUCGACCCGUCACCACUGCAUAAUGGUGAUGAAGGAGUACGAGAACAAAUCCCUGGAGGAGCUCCGCCUGGAGGACUACACAGCCGGCCUGAAAGGUCCAGCGCAGGCAGGCCAGACAACGAGCCUCUUCGGAGCCCCCACCCAGACGUCCCCGUUCGGCAACACCGGUGCCAUCACGAGCACAGGCACCACUGGGUUCGGCUCCAUGGCCAGUGGCUUCGGCACCACCAACCAGUCGACAACAUCUGGAGGCCUCUUCGGGAAAUCAGUGCCUGGUUUUGGCACCCCAGCCACCACCACCAGUGCCUUCGCCUUCAACAAUUCCACGCCAUCUACAGGUCUCUUCGGCACAAACACACAGUCUAAGCCCUUCGGUGCAGCAGCCCCAACGACACUAUUCUCCAACACCAGCACCAAUCAGCCAGCCACAGGUUUUGGAACCCUCAACACCAGCCAGUGCACGAAUUUCGGUGGGUUUGGAGCCCCCCAGCAGAACCAGAGUCUCGGACUCUUCAACCAGAGCAAGCCAGCCUUCAAUAUCGCCCCAGCUACGUCAAACACUGGCUUUGGAUUUGGCCAGACGACACCAGCCAGCACUUCCAACACUCUCUUCGGUGCUAAGCCCAUUGGAACCACUGGAUUCGGGACUGGAACCACCGGCUUCGGGGCCACCCCAGCCCCUGCCUUCGGCACAAACCCAGGAUUUGGGACGACAUCCAACACCAACACUUCCCUCUUCAACACUCCCUUCAAGCCUUCAACACAAACCAGUGGAUUCCCCUUCGGAGCUACACCCGCAGCGACCUCAGCACUGGGGACCAACACUGGCUUGACCCUGGGAGGAACCUCCUCCCUCUUCGGUCAGAGCAAGCCUGGAGGGCUGUUUGGCAAUCCCUCGACGACUUCGACCUUCAACAAUCUUGGGGCCUUUGGAACCUCUGGGGGAUUCGGAACCACUGGAGCCACCAACACUGGACUUGGAAUGAAUCUCCUAGGAGGGAUGAGCAAUCCAGUUCAGCAGAAUUCCUCGUCUGUACCUGUUCACCAGCAGAUCCUGGCGCUGGUGUCAGCCCCUUUCGGAGACUCUCCACUGCUGAAGAACCUUCUGCCAGCCUCUGGCAAAGCAGCUGAGAUACUGAAGCCAUCGAAUGCACCAGCUGGCAAGAACAUGCACAACUCCCAGUUCAAAGUGUCAACGACGAAUUCCCCUAAAGUGAAGGCUAGAGUGGUCACCCCAGCGCAGUUAUCGAAGAAAUCGUUGUUCGAGGGGCUGGAGGAGGAGGAUCCAACCCUGUUGGAGGCCUUCCAACCGAGGUCCAACGCAAAGCGUCUGGUGCUUCGACCGAAGCCCCUGGUGAACACCUCGUCAACUUCUGAGGGCAACUCCAGCCCCCGGAACAACGAGAAUAGUGUGCUGGAGGGACAGGACGCCUCUGUUGAAGAGCCUGUUGACAAGGAGAACUACCAGGGGCAGAGUAACGAGCGAAGAUCCUCGUCCACCUCUUGGCUGAGGAAGAAGACUCUCACCAGGAACAUGAAAAUCCCUGAGGAGGAGUUCGAUGGACAAAAGUCACCCUUCAACUCCUCGGAUAAUCACGAGGAGCCCCUGGAGAACACAGUCUUAGAGUUUCGGAGUAAUGAGAAUCAUCAUCAGGGGAAGGGGCCAACCUCAUCACCUGCCAACGCCAGUCUCAAUUGCUCUCUGGGGGACAAGAGUGCGGGGGAGUCUGCUGGCUUCAACGACUCCACUCGAGACCUCGACGAGAGUGCUUUGUCGUAUCAGGGGGACUGCGCUGAGUCCAAUCCAGCUAAAGUGACUCUUCGUCGUGCUGGAUACUACACUAUUCCCCCAGUGGAUCAGCUGGAGGAGUUUGUUCGUGGCGACAGCUGCAUUGUCCCCAACUUCACCAUUGGGAGGAAGGGGUACGGGAACGUCUACUUCCCUGACUCCUUCGAUAUUUACGGCCUGAACUUCGAUGAGAUUGUUUACUUUCGUCACAAGGAGGUUGUCAUAUAUCCUGAUGACGAUAAGAAGCCACCAGUGGGGCAGGGCCUCAACAGGAGGGCUCAGGUGACCCUCGACAGGGUCUGGCCGCAGGACAAGAACCUCCAUGAACCCAUUACCGAUCCCCACAGGCUCAUCGCCAUGAAUUACGAAGCCAAAUUGAGGAGAGUAUCUGAGAAACACGACAUGAGGUUCUUGGAGUAUCGCCCUGAGACUGGCUCGUGGGUAUUCAAGGUCGAUCAUUUCUCGAAGUACGGGCUGAGUGACUCUGACGAUGAGGACGAUGUGCUGGUGAAUCAGAAUAUGAAGAAGUUGAAGGCUGAGGGACGGACUUUUCUCCUGGCCGACAGAGCUGGGAUGAAGAAGAAAUCGCCGAGUGUUCUGAAGCAGGUGCAGCUGGUGGGGAAUCAGAAGAUUCAGGGGUUUGGGGAUGUCAUGGAGAUUGGCGAGGGGCAGGAGGACGAGGUGAAGUCGCCUGUUCAGGGGGAGAACAGGGAGAAACAGUCUGCCUUGAGCCCGACAUCGAUUUACGCUAGAUUAGCAGGCACUGACAGCCACAAACUCCAGCUGAUGAAGGCCAGCUUCUUCGAUGCUGAGAACAAUGGGGAUGACUCUUACAAUUAUGCCCCCGAGGGGAUGUUCAAGCCCUUCGACGAUGGGAAGAAGGAGCAGAGCGAUGGGUUCCCCUCCAAGAUUACGAAUUUCGUUAAUCAGGAGACUUUGUCGUUCUCCAAAUCAAUGUCCAACGAGUCUUUCUACGCCGACAAGGUGAGAGACUCGAAAGGCCUCGCCAGGAGUAAAAGUGAGGCACUUGAGGCUAAAGCUGAGAAGCCCAAGGCCUUGGCUAAGUACUUUCCCCCGCCAAUCGUCAACCCCACGACGAUUGUCCUGAAAUUCAGGUGUGAAGUCAUCCCCCUGAGGGAGACGAUUGGUAGUAAAUUGCGGUUCCAAUGCAUCAGUGACAUUGGAAUCCAGAUGGGGAGGAAGUUCAAGCCCUGCUGGGGGCCCGGGCUGACCCUGAUAUCCCUGAGCAGCCAGGAGCAGGCGUCGGUGGUGCCACUGCAGAAUAAAUUCAGCCAGAUCGAGAGCUACAUGUCUGGGAGAUUGAUGGACGAUCACACGUCGACGAGCAUCAUCCAACGACUGCAGAUCCUCGGAGGCACGAGGGCAGACGCUGAUUACCUGAAGAUCUUCAGAGAGAGCAUCGAGGGACACCUCCUGAUCCAGUUGAACAACUCGGUGAUUGGACGGGAGGGCAAUUGUCCCUGGAUUCGUGCUGGCACUGGGGAUUCGGGGCUCAACGCUCUCCACCACCACUGCAAUCUCGCUCAGGAGCUGGCAGACCAGUCCAACGAUCAUCAGGCAGCUUAUGCCAACGACGUCUGGCAGCUGUGUGUCGCCCUCUGGGGGAAGCUGCCCCACAUCGACCCUGACACCAGCCCCGAGAGCCACGAGUACGUCAUGAUCAGACGAGAGGCCUUUGGGGACUGGCUGAAGGAGGUCGUUGAGAGCUCUGUCCAGAACGACAUAUCGGGGACAACAGACGAGAGUGAGUCCAUCCUGUCUCUGCUCUCUGCCAACAAGCUGGAGGAGGCUUGUGAAUGGGCCAGAAAAUCAGGGGACUAUUGCCUGGCACUACUGAUCUCCCAGCUGGGGGGCACAUCCUCAGUGAAGGAGCUCAUAAAACAGACGAUUGCCCUGUGGCAGGCCACCGACAUGCUCCCCAACAUCUCCCUGGAGCGUCUGAAGAUCUACAUGCUGGCUGCUGGCACCCACCUCAUCAUGUUCAACGAGGAAACAGUGAACGUCUGCGAGAAAUUGGACUGGAAGAGAGCUCUGGCCAUUCACCUCUGGUACCUCUCCCCUCCCACCGCCUCGAUAACGGACGUUCUCGAGCUGUUCGAGGGCUCCUUCAAUCCUGAAUCCAACGACCAGAUCUACGCAGCCCCACCCCUGCCAGAGUACAAGGAGGAGGAGUUUGAGGCUGAAGUCGUGGGGAAGAAAACCUACGAUCUAUGCUAUCAUUUGAUCAAGCUCUACUGCACUGGCAAUCAUUCCCUCGAGGAGCUGCUGAACCCUCUCACCCACACGUCUGAUCCUCUGGACUACAGACUCAGCUGGCUGCUGCAGCAGGUCAUCGUUGGGCUCGGGUAUUCACACUUGUCUGAGCAUGUGGCCACGAUGACUCAUACGAAUUUGGCUGCUCAGCUGGAGGCCCACGACCUCUGGCACUGGGCGAUUUUCGUGGAUCUGCAUCUGAAUGACGUGGGGAUCAGGAGGAAGGCUGUCUUGGAUCUGCUGUCUCGUCAUGUUCAGAUUGAUGAGGAUCCGGAGUAUGUCGGGAGGGAGACCUUCCUCGUGGAGCAGCUGGAGAUACCUUCGAUGUGGAUUAACGAGGCGAAGGCUGUCAAGGCUCUUGCUGUCAAGAGGUAUGGGGAGGCUGCUUGGUACCUCCUCCAGGCACAGCAGUGGAACCAGGCGCAUGGCGUCAUCAUCCAGCAUCUGGCUGCUGAUGCUGUCAUCAAUGAGAAUUACGAGUACCUCAGGGAUCUGCUGGGGCCUCUGGUGCCAUCAGAGUGCCAUAAUCUUGUGAAUGGCUGGAGCCAUCAGGGACAGCUGCUCUGGGAGUACAUGGAGAUCGCUGGGGAGAUCGAGAGGUUCGUCAAGACCAAGGAUCUGGGGAAAAUUGGGUAUCGACUGGAGAUGCUGCAGCCGCAGCUCAGCUCGUUGUGCACUAAGAUUAAUUUGUUCCCUUGCACCACUGCCAAGUUGACACUCUGCCAGGCGGAAAUUGCCAAGAGGACUCUGCAUCUUGCUAGGAGCUUGCUGAUGAUGCAGCCCAGUGAGGACCGAUCCACCACGAGGGUGCUCGUGCACUUGGUCUCGCAGCUACCACUUCCUGAGGAUUAUGCACAGCAGGAGCUGAGACCGUUGAUUAAUAUGUGCGUUAAUGAGAUUGUUGGACGUUGAGGGGAGUUAUGAGCCUGGAAUGGAGCUUUUUUGGUAUUGAUAUCUCGGGAUUGGGGGGAGAUUGAGAAUUUUUUUUUAUUUUCAAGGGGCUUUUGGGGGCUUGAAAUGAACUUUGAUUUGGGGAGAUUUGAUGAUUGAAGGUCUGGUUUUUAAUCUUCUUUUUUCUCUUCAAUAGUUGUUCAACUAUUCGAGAUUCUUCUACCCUUUUCAUAGGUCUUUUUGAAAUUGAGUCGAUAGCCGUCGGAGGGUGGAAAUAAAUUAGCUGAAGAAAUCCAUAAAUAGUUUUUUUUGAUGUUGAUAAUUAAUACGGAGUGACAGCUCAUGUAAAUAAUGAUGAGUGCGGAGAAUUAUUUUCCUUUUUCUACUGAUGACACACUGAGAGGUCUGGUAAGAAGACAUUUGGUAAAUCUAGGGAAUACGUAAUUACCUUGUACUAGGAUUAAUCUUUCUAUUUCUAUUUUUUGUCGUUGUAAUUGAGCCUGGAUAAAGCAGAAUGAUGGAUAAAGAAUGAAAAAUAAAAAUAAAGAUUGGAAACAAAA
Diachasma alloeum is the source of this 6426-nucleotide messenger RNA. It is a transcript of the gene Nup98-96, whose product is annotated as nuclear pore complex protein Nup98-Nup96. Gene Ontology annotation, cellular component: nuclear pore cytoplasmic filaments; nuclear pore. Gene Ontology annotation, molecular function: structural constituent of nuclear pore. Lineage: Eukaryota; Metazoa; Arthropoda; Insecta; Hymenoptera; Braconidae. The transcript is spliced from 4 exons. The coding region runs from base 299 to 5887 and encodes 1862 amino acids. The record is from RefSeq and is a predicted model, not a curated record. Gene Ontology annotation, biological process: RNA export from nucleus; protein import into nucleus; post-transcriptional tethering of RNA polymerase II gene DNA at nuclear periphery.